Messenger RNA from Chiroxiphia lanceolata (lance-tailed manakin), 7703 nucleotides. RefSeq names its product potassium channel tetramerization domain containing 18 (gene KCTD18). The coding region runs from base 2976 to 4271 and encodes 431 amino acids. Gene Ontology annotation, biological process: protein homooligomerization. NCBI's taxonomy places the organism in Eukaryota, Metazoa, Chordata, Aves, Passeriformes, Pipridae. The record is from RefSeq and is a predicted model, not a curated record. The transcript is spliced from 7 exons.
CGCGGGGCGGGCGCUGCGGGUCCAGGCCGGGGCCUGACGGGGCGUUCGGGACAACCUGCCCAGGGAGUCGCCAACACCCGCGGUGUGCUGCGUGAUUCAGAGGGAAGAUGCACAGCCAGGCCGGAACAGCUGGAUAUAAACCCCUCCCGUGUCGACAGCCUGGUUUAUGCCACGGCCAACAUCCGUCUUUUUUGAUGCUUGGUUGAUAAAACAGGAAAGGCAUUGUAGUGGUUAUGUUACAUACAUGCAGAAUUACCUGUGUUAAAAUAGUUCACAUGUUCUUGUACGUACAGAUUCACAGAAUAUUUUGAGGUGGAAGGGACCCACGGGCAUCAUCAAGUCCAGCUCUUAAUGAACAGCCCACAUGGGGAUGGAACCCGUGACCUUGACCUUAUUUGAACCGUGCUCCAACCAACGGUCCACGACACUCCAGAAGAGGGAGAUGCAGAAGUCAUCAACCUUUAAUCUAUGGUUCCAGUUUUUUCAUGCAUCUGUGGGUGAUUUAAAAAGGAGUGGGGUGUCUGUAACUUCACAACAAUGUGCCUUCACAAAACCAUUUUAAAUACUAACCAUUAAUAAAGCUAAAAUUAAAAAAAAAAAUAUUAAUUGUAUAAACACUUAGCAUCAGUCUCAGUACACUGUGAGGAAGGAAGUAGGGAACUACAGGUAUCCCACCUGGCUGUCAGAGAUUUUUAGGAAGAGUUUGAUAUGUUUGGCUUUCAGUUCAAAGACUUCAUUUAGGUUAAAAGGAGAAAUCCAUGUAAUUCCUUCUCAAUGGAAAGUUAAAUUUUUUCUAGCUGAUUUUGAGCUAUUAGUAAUAGAUGGAAUGACAAACUGAAUAGACAGGCAUCAAGACAGUUAUGAAGACAGAAAUGAUUAAUUUAAAACCCAAUAGAUUCUAUCAAUGCAUGCUGCCUGCACUCUUAUCAACUUGCAAGGGCAAGAGUCUGACAACAGAAUUUGACCAAGCCCACUUUUAAUUUGGUUCAGGUAAUACUAGAACUGUGAAUUGCAAGGAAGUACUUUAGUCUAAUUAAAUGCUUUCCCCCAAAAUCUCUUCUGAGCCCAAAAGCCCUUGCUCUUGAACACUCUCUUCACAUACAUUCUCUUUCACUGGCUAUAUGUGCCCAGUCCUAUCAUUCAUGUGGACAUUAAUUCCUACAUUUGAUCCAGGAAUCAGUGAAUUUGGAGUAAACAGAGUUAGUGUUUUAUUUGAAGAUUUACAGAAAUGCAGAAGGUUGAAAUAAAAAACAGCAUCAGGUUCUGUGGUCGAGUAAUCAUCAUGAAACCCCUACCUUUCCAUGUGCUAACAUUACAAUAUGCUAUAAAGUAAGUCAAAGGAAUUGCACAUGAAGUAUCAGUAGCAUUAUGUGAAAAUGGAUCUUUAUGAACUUAUUACCUUCAUAAUCUGCUGCAAAGAGCAUCUGGAGAGUCUCUCUUUUCUACCUUUUUUUUUGUUUAUGAUAUAUGGUACAGUUUCUCAGUGUGGCCCUGUAGCUGUAAAACCCUAUGCUUCUAGGCAAAACCCUUAAAACACAGAUUUGAUCCAGCACACAAUAUAUACCUUUGGUACAUUUUCCCUUACAAGGAAACUUGGAAGUGACUGUAGCCACUGUAAAACUCUGGCCAAAUAAAAGAGCAAAUAACCUUACGUAACUUUAAAAAUAGAAAACCAAUCAAAUACAACUUACCUCCUUAUCCUUUCCAGAAGGCAGGGUUUUCUUCCAGAUCCAACAACGAGUUUGCAUAUACUCCAGUUCCACAAUGGUCUCAAGUCCUGAAGGGGCAAUUGCCAAUUUGCUUCCAUUUAGUGUUUAUGUUGCUACUGCGGGCAAUAAAUUUAAAACAAAAUGUGAAGCACUGCAUUUCCACCCAUGGUCAUACUUUCCUUUAUCCACUGAGGAACUUCCACACUAUGCCCCUUCACAUGUAAAAAUCUCCAGUUAAUUACCAGCUGCUCAGAGUUGGGAAGAACUUAAACCACUGCCAAGUUUCACAGUCCAUAUAUCUUAAAUGUGUAUUAAGAGCAGAAUUUUGUGUUUCAGUCAUCCAUCAGGGAUCCUAUGACUGGUCUCUAAACUGAAUAGAAAUGGAGUGAGGGAAAGACACACAGACCUGUUGUAAAAGCUCUAAUCAUGUGGGAAUUGAAUUUGUACCUCACUAGAUACCUGCAUAUUCAUGUCUGAGAAGAAUCUUCAGUGAGGAAUUAAUCCUGUAGGGUGUAGUAAAGUGUGAGCUAUGACUAAAGCACUUCUGGUGGGUAGAUUAUGUAGAACGACUUCUCCCUCUGUGGAUUCUCUGAUGUCCAACAAGACCUGAGCUCAUGCUGUACCUUUUCCUGAAAUUAUAGGAUUCAGAACUUAUCUUUCUCUAAUCACACCCUUUUUGCACAGGCUUAAUGAAAAAUCCAUUUCUUAAUGCCUCUUGCUCUCUGUCAAAUUUGACUGCAAUUAGUAAACUGAAACACAAAUAUACAGAGGAGGAGUGUGUAAGCCUGGCUUCCUUGGGAAACUAGUGAAAACCAACACAAAAACGCCCGUGUUCAUUUCCCAAAAGGUGCAGCUCAAAAGGCAGUUUGCUUGUGUGGGUUGGUUUUGCUUCAAGCUUCUAUGCCAAGUACAUGCUGUACUAAGCUUGAAUAGUCAUGAUAAUUCACAUGGUUAAAUCUGAGGUCCAAAACCUAUUGCAUUGAAUAUGUGUAUAUACAUGUAUUGAGUGAAACCGUGUAGAUUGUUCUGGUCUCACAAUGCAGAAAUACAUGAAGGAACAUUUUUUUCAGACUUCUGAGGCAAAACCAAGCCAGCUUCAAGGCGGAAAGAAGCAUGAAAAGCUCCAGCUUCAUUAAGUGAAUGUUUCAGAGUGAGAAAGACUGGAAGUUACACUUAAACUACAUUGCAACGUUUGAUAAAAAUGGCCACGUUUAAGUAGCAACUGGCUUGAAUAGCUCGUAAUGAACAUCAUCAUUGGUGAAUGCAAUGGCAGAGGGCAAGGUUGAAGAUGUCCAGAGCGUUCUACGACUUAAUGUGCGAGGAUGUUUAUACACAGCCAGGCGGGAGUCUUUGUGCCGCUUUAAGGACUCAAUGCUGGCUUCUAUGUUUAGUGGACGCUUUCCUCUAAAAGUGGAUGAAUCAGGAGCAUGUCUAAUUGAUCGAGAUGGAAGCCUGUUUAAGUAUCUUUUGGAUUAUCUUCACGGAGAAGUUCGGAUUCCUGGAGAUGAACAAAUUCGAAUUGCACUGCAGGAAGAAGCAGAUUACUUUGGAAUCCCUUAUCCAUACAGCCUGUCUGACCAUUUGGCCAAUGAAAUGGAGACAUAUUCUUCAAGGUCAAAUAUAGAGCUUAAAAAGGCUUUGUUAGAUUUCUGUGAUUCUUACGAUUUAGUUUGUACCAAGCCUACAGUGUGGGUCCUGCACUAUCUCAGCACAUCUGGAGCAAGCUGUGAAAGUACAAUUAUUGGUGUGUAUGCCACAAGAGCUGAUGGGACCGAUGCAAUUAAUAAGGCACUAGGAACAAAAAUUCAUAGUAAAAGCAUGUACAAAAGAGAAGCUGGAAAUAAUGUCCAGUACAUCUGGAGCUAUUACUCAGUUGCUGAACUGAAAAAGAUGAUGGAUGCUUUCGAUGCCUGGGAAGGGAGAGGUGUCAGCUACUGGAGAGUGCCCCAGGAGCUGAUUGAAUGUUGGACUCUUGAAGAACGCCCUCUGAAAGGCAGUUUGCAUCAUAUGCCACCAGUUUAUAAAAGACGACUAAUCGACUAUACUGAAGAGGAAGACUGUUUGCCAUCUAAAGUGGGUCCCAAGCCAAUCAGGUUCUCAGGUCCCUCAACAAGUACCCACAUCAAAGUCAAGAAUUCAGCUUCACUAAAGGUAGCUGCUUGCAGUACUUCACGUUCUGCAGCACCUCUUAAACGACCCAACAGUGAAAGGCUGACACUGCACAGGGAAGCUUCUGAAACCACAUCCACAACAUGCUCACUGGUGCCCAGCAAUUCCCAGGCGCCCUGUGGAAGGCAGGGUGCUGGCAAUGGGACACCAAGCCAAAUGGCAUUCAAGGUUGCAGGGACUAAGAAGCCUGUAAACAACCGUGUAGUGAAGCUGAAACGAACUCCACUUUUUCUUGUGACACCAUCUCAGCCGCCGCCUUCUGCAUCCAGUAAAACAAGUGAACAGGACAGUGCUGCUGGUCAAACUCCUACUACUUCUGUGGUACUGAACAAGAAAGAACCAGCUGUAUUAGCAGAAAGUAUUACACUUAAGAAUGAUAAAGUGGAUGGAUAAUGUUUGACUCAGCCUGAUAGACCAGACAGCUUUGCAUCAUCUCGUGUGGUCAUUUAUCAAAGAUUAGGUGUAAAAUGGUGAUGAAAUUCAUGAAAAGCAUAGGAAGAAAUUGUUUUAAGUAAACACUGAAGUGUGUUUUCUGCUUUAUUUCUAAAUAUUUUUACAUGUUGGGAAGGGAGGAAGAAAAAUGGAUUAAAAAAAGAAAAAAAACAAACAUGGAGCACGUGCAGUUUAAUGUUCCAGAAUCUCACAUUCUGUUGGGCUAUACUUUAAAGGGAGUACUUGCACAGCAUAAAAGAAGACCACUUUAUCAACUUUAACUAUUGUUAAAAAUAACUAGAGUUAACCUUAAUUUGUACCUUUAAAAGUGGGAGAAAAUACAUAAAAACAAGUAGCUUUUCUUAGAUACAAGUUUGCCACAAGUGUGCAACAUACAUGUGCAACAUACUGUGAAGACUCCAGAAGUUCAAUGCACUUCUUGGUACUUCUGGUGAGGGUAAAUCACCCUUUUUUGUUAUUAAUAGCAAUGAAAGGGACCCCCUUUCCUUGUACUCAGUGAGGAAAUUCAGAAAUACAGGAAAGGAAGAAGUGUGCCUUGGGAGUGACAAGGCCAUUUUUUUCCCAGAGACACACAUGUACUACUUUGGUACCGGGGUGUGAUCUGCCACUGGGGAAGGCGGCUGCAGCCUUGGUGUGUUGUGUCACACACUGUGGGCUGGGUUUUCUGAAGCUGCAGGAACCUCACGGGUCUGACUUACAGUGGCCUUCCCAUGUCCUUCUGCAGGUCCUUUCAAAUUAGGAGGGGACAAACUCAGCUUCUGUGCAGCAAAGCACAGAAAUUGAGGUUGGAGGUGCCCUGGGUUUUGCCCCCCACCUUCCCCCCGAGCAGGCUGGAGGAGACAUUCUUGUGCCAGGGCAAAUGCUGAGGAAUGAUACUGAAAUGAAGAGCUACUGUAUGUUUCUAUCAGGAGAGGAAAGGUGUAUUUGGAUCACUGAUUUUAAAGAGCCCUUUUGGUGGUUUAAACCAGUGGACAAAACCUGGCUUUGUUUUGUACCCUUGCUUACAGUUGGCUGCUGGGUUUUGUCGCUGGUUUUACGAGUGCUUUUGCUCUUCCAGCGCAGUAAAUACAGCUGUCUCUAAACACUGAGCAUUGCCAAAAUGCAACGUUCUUAACAUUCCUGAGACUAUUAGAAUUACAGAAGGAUUCUUUAAAUGUGUUAUUUUCUAGAUCAUUUAGAAGCCGUCAUAUUUUCAAGCUUUACUCCUAACCAAAAGGAAUUGACACAUCAUCUGCACAAAUAAAACCCCCAAUUUUUCAUGUACUAACAUGUUUUUAAGGAGACAUUUUGUCAUGAACAGUAGCCAUUGUAAAAGUGUGCAGUACUGUUAUUCUCUGCUGUUGGUAUGUAUAUGAAAGACCAGCUGACCUUUAGAAUCUGUAAGCUAGAGGUUUUUCUUAAUAAACCUAAAGAUCACAAUACUGAGGCUCUUCCUAACUGAACAAAAAAAAGUUUCACUGAACAAAGGAAAAAUCAAAAAUUAUGGAAAUAUAUAACAUAACGUAAACUACUAUUCUUUGAACAUGCAAUUCAUUAUUUGAGACUAAGUCAGUGAAAUUUGUUUUUUCUAGUAAUCUGGUUGAAAGGCAGUUUUUAAUACUUAUCUUCUGUGUGAAUAGCUGAGCACUUUACCAUACACUUUUAAAUCUUUUGACAAAGCUUCCUAAAGCUUAUUUCUUUCUUCUUCAACUUUUGACAAAUUUAGAAAGCUUCUAUAAACACAGAAUCACAGAAUAUCCUUCAGGUUAGAGAAGACUUUUGAGAUCACUGAAUCCAGCUGUCAAUAAAGCUCACAAAAAGCACAGAAUUUUGCAUGCAUACAAGAAAAAAGCUUUGAGAAUAAUCCUACAGGACUUUCUGAGUUUGCACUACCUCGGUGUUUAUUUAAUUAUUCUAGUAGCACAGUAUUUUUUGAGCAACAUUCAUGUCAUUUGCAUUACAGUGGCUUUAAUGAGUCUUUUCUUUGUCCUGGACAUACUAGCUUGUGGUUAAAAGAAUAAAAAACAACCAAAAAAGAACUCCCUUGAAUUUCAAUAGAUAAAAGAGGAAAGUGGCUCUGGUGGAGAGGUAAAGAAAGAUCAAUUAUUUUUUGAAGGACUUGAUUUUAUUUAUUUAUUUUUAAUUGGACAUGCCCUUUUAACUUAACUGAGUAAGCACUUCCAAAAUGUUUUUUAUAUCACAGAAUCUUGUUAAACGUUUCUUUUAACUGAUGGACUGAUAUUUACCAGUUUUAUGAUAGAUGAAUAGCAUUAACCUUCAUGUUGACUUUAACCAUAAUAGCUUUGCCCUUAUCUACCCAAAGCCUUUUAAAAUGUGGAAAUAAAAUUUCAUCUUCUCUGGGAGGCCAAUAGUUGAAAACAAAUUAAAUUUACCAGUCAAAGGAUGAGUGAUCCCAUAACCUGGCUAACAGAAUGUUUUUAGAGGCCUUGGGACAAGGAGCAGAAAUUCUGCAAGUCUGAGUUUGCUACAAGUUGAAAUUUCCUCAAAACGGUAUAGUCCCAAGUUUCUUGAAAGUCUGCCAACUGCAGACUUUCAUUAAUAUUUCACUUAACAUUUCACUUGUCUAACUCAAGUAAAGAAGUGAUACUGCAUCUGCACUGAUAAACUGUGACACACCGAGUGUACAGACGGGAUAGUUUAACUGGGGAAACUGCUAAAGGUCCUACAGUUUUAUAGCUGGGACUAGAUGUGUUGUCAAGUGGUGUGACUACUUUACUAUGAAUCUUUCUAAAAUUCAUUAUAGCAGAGAUCAUGUUCAGAAAAGACCAUGUUCAGAAGGUGACUCCAAUGCAGUAAUGUAGGAUCUGAUAUCUGCACUGCAAAGGCUGACACAGGGUAUCCCCCGUAGUCUGAUGCAAUAAAUUUUUUCUUACAAAUGCUGUCAAUUUUCCAGUUGGUUAGUUCUUACUUUCGUGCUACAGUCUUUCCAAACCAUCAGUGAUACAGCAUCAUAUGAGUUAAGGAGACAAGAAAAUCAUGAUUCCAAGUUAGAUUUCUAUAAAAUUACUCCUCUGUGAUUACACAUGCAGAGGGCCAAUUAUCACCAAGAUGCGAUUCAAAUAGAUGUAAUUCUACCUGUAUGCUUCAGAGUAUGGAGAACUCACUUGUACUUGAUACAAGCAUUAUUUCAUGUGAUAGGCAUAUGUUGUCACUGAUCCUCAGGGAGAGUUUUCAUCAGGUUUGUUUUUAGCUGAAGUGCCAUGGAAAUACUAAAGCUAACUAAUUUUUCUUUCAGAAUGUUCCAGUUAUUUCCGUACCAGCUCUUUCAGAGCAGAAACAUACGCUUUUAAACUGGAUUACAUUAAAUUGCUUAGAUAAUAAACAUUAUGUAGUUCAGAUCUUAUUGUGUCUAAUAAAGAAAUCCUACCAUUA